This is a messenger RNA of Pocillopora meandrina, 7165 nucleotides long. Lineage: Eukaryota; Metazoa; Cnidaria; Anthozoa; Scleractinia; Pocilloporidae. The record is from the annotation of a GenBank genome assembly.
AUGGCGGACAAAGGAAUGAAAGUGGGUAUAAUGUAAUUGCUCGGAUAGUUUAUUUCGCUUUCCUUACCCAUUGGGAAAUUGGCUAAACUGCAGAAUACCUUGCCAAUCAUUUACAUGUCAUGGAAUAAGAAUAGCGUUUAUUGUAUCAUGCCUCGAUCUUCAGAGCCUCCCGACGCAUGUAAAAGAGGUGGACCAAAGUGACAGGGUAUUCUGCAGUUGUUCCGGAAAAUUAACUUUAUUAAUGAAAUCUUAGUUAUUUUAGUUGUGUAUAUAUAUCAGUGAUAUAUUCUCUGUGUUGACGGGAGAACUGCUAGUUUGACUACGUAGUUAACGAGUAUUCUUGCUUUCAGUCGAUUUCAGUGUUGUAUACAGUUAGAUGAGAGCCGGCUAAGUUUCCUUCCCUAUUUUUUCUGAAUGAAAGAAAACUGAAACAAUAUUUAAUUGGUAGGAGUGAGACACUGAUUGAUCUACCUUUAAUUAUGCAACCAAUUGAUGAAAGCAAAAUAAGCUUUCAUACAAAACACACUUGCAGGGGCCUUAGAGAGUGAGUUUUGACUAAUUCUAAAAAACAGACCUGAGCAAUUUAAAUUAACCUCAACCGGUUCGACCGAAAGUUUUUUUCAAAAUGUAAAAUUUUUUUUUCAUUAGCCAGCUGGCUAAAUAUAUUUGCACUAGGCAUCCAAUAAGUACAUGGAACUAUAUAUUUUUUGGUUUGUUUGUAUGAUUCUCAUAAUAACUAUAUUGGCAUUUUAAUUUUUUUUAUUCUGAAUUUUAGACUGACAGAAACCAGCAUUUUCUGAAGGUUUCACGUGCAGAUGUAGAUCAACUUGUAACAGAGAUUAUGCAAUUCAAGGAAUUUUUGCCAAAGGUAAACUUUUUCUCAAUAUGUGGUGUAAUUUUUGUUUUAGAAAGUGAAAUCCAGCCAACUUGCACUUUAAAGAGAAAGAAUGCUUUAAGGAUUUGCAGUUGAAGUGAUAAAUAGAUUUUCAAUCUCCAUUUGCCUCCUUCAAGUGUGAAGUGUUAUUUAUUCUAAUAUAUGUUGUUGGUGUUUUCACUUAAAGUUGAGAUUAUGGAAGUUUAUGUAUCAAAAUGUCAAGCAAGAACCAUUUCCAACAGUCAGCAAAUGCAGAGAAAAGCAUGAAGAAUUGUAGCUUGUUUGAUCUACUCUUAAGGGAUUAUUGCUCCUACCAACCCUAGGAGAACCAGCAACUUGAAACAUGCAUCAUACAUAGGCUAGAAAAUUAUAAUAAUACUCUUGACAUAAAUACUAGCAGCUGUUGAUUUAAGGGUAAAAUUUCCUUUUAAAUUAAUCACUGGCUUCCCCAGACUCUUAGAUCUCUGAAUUUCUCUUGCUUUAACAAAGUAUGUGCAUUGUUUGCCUUUUUUUUUCUUGCAGGAUAUAAUGUUGUUGAUUAUAUUUAUCUCAAAUUUUUUCUAGGUUUUAAAUUCUGAUCUUGUAGGGUUAUAUAAGAAACUGGAUCAUUGUGAGCAAGGUAUGAAUUUUCUCUGGGCUUUAAAUCACAAGAAGCUAAUAAUAUUAUCGUCUAGUUAAGAGCAUGUGGUCAAAUCAUUUAGUUGUUUUAUCAUAGGAAUUGCUAAAUAUUCCAUAAUCAGACUCAGUCCUUGACUGCAGGAACAAAUAAUGUGAAGGCAAACAAAAAGAUAUGAUGCACAACAUAAACAAUAUGCAUAAAAUAAACAGUUUGUUUUGAUCUUUUUGAAUUUGUAACAAUCAGAACUUGAGGUCUUGGAGGCAGAGAACAGAAAGCUAAGGGUUGAGCUUGAUCAGAUGAAAAUGCACCAUGAUUCAGAGAUUGAGGCAAUGAAGAAACAAAAUAACAGCCUUCUUGAGGAUGGUGAGAGAUAUAAGGAGGUAUGUCUCCUGAAUUAUAAACAUGAUCUGUUUUUGUAUACAAAUAAUAUGCUGAUCAAAAGCAAUCCAUUGACCUAAGAGGUAGGAUCUCUGAUUUUGGGCAACUUCGAGAAUUCUGUAGCUAAAUUUUGUUGGCCAUGCAGAGCUAUAUUUUAUUCAGACAAGAGAAAUAUUUCCUCCUACCUUACACCAUUCUCAUGUUAACAUGAGAAUGGAAACUGUGAAGCUGCAUCAAGUAAUGUUUAGCUGUGAAAUAUUUUACUUAGUUUUUAUGUAAUUUUAUGUAAUUUUUAUUGAAUAUUAUUGCUUAUUUAAACUUUUUGUUAGACACUUGAUCAAUAAAAAUUGAAUAUCAACAUACACAGUGUAUUUAUUGCUAGUGAUCAGUUUUUCCAAUAUUUUUUGCUUUUUCUUUUUCCUUUCCAGGAAAAAUAUGUGCUAAAGGUAAUGUAUGUAAUUUAGUUAACUUAAAACCUCUCUUUUCUUUUUUCUUGUUUUUUCAAUUUUUUUAAUCACUUUGGAUUGUACAAAAUCCCAUGGAAUCUGUGGUUUAACCUAAAUCCAUUUCAAAAUCUUAAACAAAAGCUCUUUCUGCUUAGUGGCUAAUUUGUCAACUGACUCCAACAAGUAGUUUGUAGAGAAAAAAAAAAGGGAUGAAGAUAUGUUUAAAUUGUCUUUGCCAAGAGAAGUUUGUAAAUUGUAAAUAUGCAGAUAGAUAUAAUCAUCACAGUUUGACUUGUGAAGAUUCUCUAAAAUAUUUGUAAGUGAACAUUUCAAUAAGAAAAUCUUUCUUUCAGUGUCAGCUGUCAGAAGCAAGCCAACAAAUGAAUGAUCAAUCAGAUUAUUGUUCUUGUAUGGGUGCAGCCGUUUGUACUCUGCUAUGGAGAGUAUCUCGUCAGCAGGAGUCUGUUACUUCCCUGCUCGGAGGGGUAAGUUGAUAAUAUUUGUAAAAUAUGAUGCAAGGUCUCUGGUAAAUCUUGGUUCAUUCUGUGUGGCAAAAAGCUAAAUUUUGCACUAACAUUGUACCUUGUAUUUCUCUUAAGAGGCAUACAGAAACUGUUAGAUUUGGAGCUUUUUAUGAGCAAGUUUUUCAUAUUUUCAGCUCUCAUUGAUGUGGCUGUGGCUUCUCUCGUUCACUCUUCACUUCUGUUGUUUUUAUAUUGAACAACCGUAUGCUUACCAGCUUUAAUCUUGUUAGAUUUUUACUUUACAGUAUUCCGUAGCGGACCCGAUCUUGCCUGAACCGACAAUAGACCCGGAGCUUUCCAAGGGUCAGGUCCUUGAGAAUUUUUGAAUCUCGUCUCCAGUGCUCAGCCCUUUAGAGUCGCAAAUGCCUCGGAAAGUGCAGUCACUUAUUUAGGAUUUCAAAUUUUUCUUGCCCCAAUGGAUUUUUAAAUUAUUUUAAUUUUACUUUUUCCAACAACGAUUAAGGCCAUACUGUCACUUAGAUUUUUCCGCCGGCUUAAGAAAUUGGCCUGUAAACGUGAGCACAAGGCCUUGGCCUGAUUGCAAUCCUUGCCUUGAGACUUGCGCCUUAGAUAUUAGAAUUGGAUGGCAUUAAAUUUAAAUGGAUUAAACGUUAAAAAAGAGAAGGAAAUUGAAAACCUUUAUCCCAUUCCUUCUGGUGGGAAUGACAGCUUGUUGCUACUACUUUCUCAAAUCCAGAACAAAGCGGAAGAGUUUCUUCAAAUCACAUCACGAACUGUUGAGAGUUACUUUGACUCUUGCGCUGGAGGAGAGGAAGCGAAAGAAAACUCAGAAGAAUUUCAGUUUGUUUUGGCUCUCGUUGGAAUCAUUACAAACAUGGCAGCUGCUGCGCAAGGUCGAGAAUUCCUGGUAACGAAAGACAGUGGACGUGUAUUGAUUGACACGUUUAUGAAAGUGCUGGGUGGAUCGUCUGCAGGAAAAAAUGUUAAGAUGAGAAAUUUGAUACUGAUGGCGUUGUAUAAUGUUAGGUAAGGUUCAUUGAACAUGUGCUUAGCUAUCGUAAAAUGCAUGAAUCAACGUACUUAUAAAGCUCAUAAACUCACUGUGUGACGUAGCUCGUUCGUUCUGAUGAUAUAUAUCUUUAUGACUUUAUCAGCUGAGUUCAGUGAGUAGUCCGAACUACCCGUAGUAGCCGUUCUUCCCAGUUGAAGCUGUAGCUUUUACAAAAAUAUAUGAACAGAUAAAUAUGAGAUAAGAAAUAGAUUAAAAAAAAGAUGUCAUUUUGAUCACAAGUAAGAUUCCAACAUAGCAAAUUGGAAAAAAUCCAUCUAGUUAAUUUUGUCAUAAGUUUAUCAUCAUAUCAUAUCACGUAGGCCAGACAAGUCUUUGUGAAGUUAAAAAUUUACUUUCAUGGUUAUUCUUAGUAUCAACAUGUCAGGGCUCCAGUACAUCACUAAAAAGCGAGGAAUUCUUGGCAACCUCAUGCAGACAAUUCAGGGUAAGAUGAUUUCCAGUUCUUUUGUUUAUGGCUGGCUCUGUUAGCAUUGUUAUGUGAACCAGAGUUAUAAUGGUCACGAUUCGGUGGAGAUCGAAAUCAAAAUAGUAAGCACAACACAAUCACGAUCGGAACAUUCACAACGCUUAUCGUUUUCCCCAAAAUUUGUUCAAAGGGCGAGUGAUGACAUACAGUGUUUGUAGAACUUGUGUGUGUGAGUCACUAGCUGAUGAAGACUGAUGAUAUACAGUGUUUGUAUAACUUGUGUGUGUGUGUCACUAGCUGAUGAAGACUGAUGAUAUACAGUGUUUGUAUAACUUGUGUGUGUGAGUCGUUAGCUGCAGAGAAAUGACAGACCACUCCAAACAUUUGUACUACUUACGGGUUUGAAAGUGAGAGCUGUGACUGAUUGCUUCUACCAGUGAAAAGAUAGUUUGCGUAUAGUGGAAAUGGCUGUUUCGUACGCACCUUAAAGUCCAUAGGGGCCGGUGGAUGAACAAAACUUUACGGCAAAGCGGAGUUGUGGAGGUGGUUAAAGACAAUAAAUAGUUUCUCAAUCGAUGCGUUUUCGUCUAAAGGCUCUCCCGCACGUUUUCUCGGGUCCGUACCUCAACGCUUUCAUGCAUCACAAAACCGACAGCUACUUACUUUUGGUUUAUGGAAAAUGUUGCAAGUUACAUAUGUAUAACAGCUGGGGUCUCUUAGCUCCAUUAAAUGAUGAGAAUGCGUUCUAUGAACUUCAAUUUGGAUGCUGGUAGACUGAAUUGUUACGACGUGAAUUGUUAUGACGUCUCUGGCUUGAAUAAUCUAUUUUCAUGACACUUAACACUCAAGGUCGCUUGAUUUGUUUUUGUUUUGAUUUUAAAGGGGAAAGUGAUUCUGAGCUAAGCCUUAAUGCUGCCAGGUAAAUAAACGAAUUGUUCUUCUCUAUUUCCUUCAUAUCACUUUUUCCGUUGUAAAGAGCAGAUCACUUAAUUGUAUCACUUACAUUUUUAACGUCGUAGUCCUUUGAAUAAGUGAGAAUAUUUCUUAGUGUCUCCAUGAAUGUAUAAAAUAUGAUUUGUCACUGUUCCUCUCAAGACUGUUGCAGUCCAUCGUCAUGGAGCCGAACAGUUUAACAAGUGAAAUCUUUGACUCAGUAAGUAACAGUAAACUUUCAUAGCUUACUAAACCUCUUGUUUAAUUUUUGUUUUUUUUUUCUUGUUUUUUGAUGGGUCAUCAUCUCGAUGAUCAUUGCGUUUUUUUCCAUGUGAAAUGUCUUUAAAACAUGGUUAGAUAGUCAGUUUGCUUCAAUGUAAUCAAGAUGUAAUUUAUUUAACAUUUCUGAACGUUCGUCUCUGUAACCCUAUCAGAUUUCUUUGCCAGUGCUUCAAAACCUUGCACGAACAGCCAAGGGAGAGGUUAGUGAUGUAAACUUUAAUCACGGGUUAACAAUGAUUGAGAAUACAUGGGCCACAGCUUGUGAAAAAAAAAUCAUGAUCUUUCAUCGCAUAAUUUUUAUUUGUUUUGUUUUUUGUUUUUGCGGCCUUAGUUUGUUUGUUUUUGUUUUUUCUACACUUUCUGCCUAUAUUGCUCUGUUCUUUUAGCUUUUACGCAUUCUUUAAUUUUGGUUUGAUGGCAUUAUCCACAGUUGGCUACAUGUUCAGUCCCACUGUGCAUGAUUUUACCACUAGAUCAUUGAACUCUUCUUGCUUUUAGGGGAAAAAAGGUUCAGCGCCUUUUCCGCUCUUCUUUAUUUCACGACCAAUGCAAGCUCAACAUUCAACUUCGAUAUUGAUCUACAUACUUACAUUAACCAGCGGUCAAACGUUAGGCUUGCGCGAUGGAAUCAAUUUCCGGCAGGCCGCGCGCUAAUUUCCCGCGCGAAAUUUGUACCAGAAAUCGGAUGAUUUCGAGUGCCUCUGGUUCACACUUUCAGAAACGUCUUUGGAAGCCCCAAGAAUUCCAGACUUUUAGCCAAUUGUUUUUACUUUGUUCGGUCUUUUUGUUUUUGUCAUUAUCCCUCAAACUAUGAAUUAAACGUUGUCACUUUCUCCUCAUCUUUCCGCCAUUUUGUUUUGUUGUGCUUUCGAGAUUUACCUGUCAAUCGAUUUAAUUUCAACUUUUUGCCAUUAAUUUUAACUCACUGCACUCAAUUUCAACUUUUUGCACUCAGUUUCAACUUUCAGCGCUGUUUCGGGAUUUAUUUACGUUUUCUCAGCCAAUGAGCGUGCUGAAAUUUUUGCAUACAUUUUAUCACGAGAAACAAACGCUCUGCAAAAUGGGAGAAAGGAAAUUGAAACACUCUUAGAAAUCUGUGAAAAGAAACAAAAGGAGGGAAAAGGAAAACUCGAAACUUUAUUAACACAAAGCUUGUUCAAGUGCGGGCAUUCUGUCAAUUUAUCAUUUAGUUUUGAGUUUUACCGAAAAAAUCAUACGCUCUAAAAAGACCUUGUCUUACCGGUUUGUGCGGUUUGUUAUAACAAGUUGGUUCUGACCGCCUGAAAACUCGCCACCUAGUUAGCAUGACGUUCGCACAUGGGCAGAUGUUUGGCAGCUGUGGCAUCCGAUUUUCUCCUUACCAAAAUUGGAAAAAAAAGGGGGGGGUGGGGGAGACGGGAAAGGAGGUGUGGGCAAUUUUUUAACAGCUGUUACGAAGAUCGUGGUAGUGAACUAACUCUCCCUUGAGAUCUCUGUAGGUCAGCGCCUAGAGCGUGGAAAUGCAAGUCUGGAGUUCCAUUCCUCAUGGGGUUCAUGACAUAAACAGAUAAAAACCUACACAGAAAAAUUUACUUUCUCAAUCUAUUUUCUUCUUUUUGUUUCCUAUCAAGUUGCGUGAUACACUGUUGGAAGUAAUGUCAGACCUGCAGUCUUACCAUACUGGAUUCUAA